This is a messenger RNA of Jaminaea rosea, 1674 nucleotides long. RefSeq names its product BUD22-domain-containing protein. The transcript has 3 exons. Bases 1 to 1674 code for a protein of 557 amino acids. Gene Ontology annotation, biological process: maturation of SSU-rRNA. Gene Ontology annotation, cellular component: nucleus; 90S preribosome. NCBI's taxonomy places the organism in Eukaryota, Fungi, Basidiomycota, Exobasidiomycetes, Microstromatales. The record is from RefSeq and is a predicted model, not a curated record.
AUGGACGAGACAGAGGCUGAGGACGAGUCCGGCGCCGAGGAGGCUGCGCCCAUUGACUUCGACAAGAUCGCUAAGAAGAUGCACCAUUCGCUUCGUCAGCUACACUCAGCAGCCAAGCGCAGCAAGCAGUUCGAGAUCCAGCGCCUCGUCAAGCGCAUCAAGGGCGGCGGGCCAUCCAGCAAAGCAGAGGCAGGCGAGGACCUCGAGGAGCAGCUCACCGCACUGAAGGAGAUCGACCUGGAUAGCAUUGCCUCGGCAGCAUUGCUGGCGAAGCUGUCAAAGGGCAAGCUACUUCCAAAAGGAGCAGCUGCAGAGGGGCUGAAGACAGAUGAGGCACGGCAAGCUGCGAAAGGAGUCGACGAGUGGCCGCUGCUGCAUGGAGUUUGGAAGGAGGAGAGCCUGGCGAAGACUUGGACUGUUGGCUCACGAGCUGGCGAUGAGCAAGCUGCAAGUUCUCCAGAGAAAGUAAAGGCCAGGUUGAUGAGCAGUAAGGUCCUGGCAGAGGAGACGGCCAAGGCGGUCGAGGGACUGAGCAGACUUGUUGGUAAGCACGGCGAUGCUACUAUUGCGCAAGUUGGUACAGAAACUUCGACAUCAGAAGUGGGCAAGUCUACUGCUACUACUCAGCUGGACACGAAGGCGCCGAAAGCAGCCAAAUCUACUGCGAUGGCUACAGCUGCUCAGGAUGCAGAACGUGAAUGGUCUGGCUCAGAGGAGGACGAGGACGACGACGAGGAGGAGGACGCAGAAGGCGCACAUGCCUCCGAAGGCUCAUCUGUGCAGAAUGAAUCAGACGACGAGGGUCUCGAUGAAGCGGCGAUACAAGAGCAAAUCGCUCAGCUGGGCGAUCUCGAUCAGUGGGAUCACCUCAUCGGAGGCAGUGAGAGUGAAGGGGGCGAGGACGAUGAAGCGGCUGACGACGACAGCGACAGUGAAGAGGAAGAAGCGGUCGCUACGCCGACGAGUGCAGCAGCAAAGAAGCGAAAGAGGUCUGCCUCACCGGUAGUGAAGCGACUUAAGGCCAACAAGAAGAUCGCCAAUGAUGUCAAAGCUCCGCAACCCGCCUCAAACGACGAUUCGGCCUCCAGCGAGGAAGACGACGAGGACGAUGCCUCAGACGCAGAGUCCGACGCAUCCUCGUCUUCUUCAUCCUCCUCUCGAUAUCUCCCCACCCUCUCACACGGCUUUGUAACCCACUCCCUUCGCACACGCGACGAUGACUUCUCGGGCGGCGAAUCAGACGAUGACUUCGAGGAGGAUGUGGAGGACAAUCUGCCCCAGGGCAAGGGUACGAAGGCUUCCGCAGGCCAGCAGAAGAAGAACCGCAUGGGACAGAGGGCGCGAAAGGCUCUUUGGGAGAAGAAGUAUGGGAAGAAUGCGAAUCACGUCAAGUUGAGGGAGAAGGAGAGGCGAAAGAAGGAAGGAGGAAGUGAGGGCAGGAAGGGUGGGUAUAAGCCACUGAGGAGGGGAAGGAAUGGGCAGGUUUUGUCGGACUUUGUGGAGCCAGAGAGGAAGGAUAGCGGAUGGAAGCGCUUCCCUGUUGCUGCUGCAGACGAGAGUGCGAAGCCACCACCGAAGGCCGCAGCGCCUGCUGGCCGAGAAGACGUCAAGGGAGGACCGUCACGUCGCACAGCAGCAGCGCUUCGCUCCUCCAGCAGCGGCGAAGAGCAAUGA